Molecule: messenger RNA, 816 nt
Organism: Aspergillus aculeatus ATCC 16872
Lineage: Eukaryota; Fungi; Ascomycota; Eurotiomycetes; Eurotiales; Aspergillaceae
Gene: esdC
Product: GTP-binding protein EsdC
Exons: 2
Coding region: 1-816 (271 amino acids)
Source: RefSeq, a predicted model, not a curated record
AUGUCGUCCGUUCAGCUCAAGUUCUCUCUUCGGACCUCCUCCAAUGUUAAGACCGUCCACCUGGUCGGUUCGUGGGACAACUACUCCCGCCAGAUCCCCCUCUCGCGCGAUGAGAACAAGUCUGGCUCGUGGGUGGGCAAGUUCCGCUUCCAGACUUCCAUGCUCAAGCUGGGUGGCCGGUACUGGUACUAUUAUAUCAUGGAUGGCUAUCACGUCUCCCAUGACCCUGCUGUUGAAUAUACGGUGGAGCCCACCACUGGCCGCAAGCUCAACAUCCUGGAUGUUCCCGGCGGCAAGUCCUCCAGCUCUUCCUCGGCUCCUAGCAAGAGCCACCGUCGCACCUCGGCGGCCUCGGAUGUGGUCAAGGGCCGAGCUCUCUCGCCAUCUAAGAUCCAGCACCCCAAGCCCUCCAAGCCCUACGCCUCUCGCCAGAUCCGGGAGACCGACUUUGUCGGUGGGCCCCCCACCAUGGACGAUCUGACCCGGCGGUUUGCGGGAUCCCGUCUCUCGGACGAGUACUCCCUCUCCAACAGCCCGCCCAGCUCUGCGGGCAGCUCGCUGUCGUCCCGCUCCUCGGGCAGUACCUCCCCCUCGUCGCUCAGUUCCAUGAGUGACCCACCGACCCCGAUCUGCCGGUGUGAGCGCUAUGGGAUCACCCGCAAGGGAGACCGUGUCAAGCUCGACUGUGGAGGCAGUCGCUGCGGGUAUGUGACCGAGUCCUCGGAGGCGAGUUGCUCCGAGUCGGAGGACAGUGAUGAGGAGUACAGACGGGCCCGGAGUGCCGUCAGAAGGCAGGGAAUUGUUGUCCGGAGAUAA